CCGCCCGCGGCCGCCAUCUUGUGGGAGGGCAGAGGCGAAGGGCAGAGUGCGGUCGGGACGGCGGUGGCGGUGGCCCAGGACAAGCAGCCAUGGCUGGCCAUGACUCGGGAUCUCAACACCAGUUCACUGGAUUUCAGAAGUACUUCAAUUCCCAUACCAUGAUAGGCAGGAGGAAUUAUGUAAUAGCAACGUACACAAGUGUUGCACUCCUUAUCUUGUAUUUCAAGUUUAGGCCUAAGAAGCAAGCUCCUGCUGUGACAGAUAAGUGUGACAGCUAGUGACAAUGGCUGAUGUUCCAAGUGACAAGUUCCUGGCAUGUCUGAACCCCCAGUCUGUGUCAGUGUAAUGCAGGCUGAUGACCUGUUGUGGCUAAUAAAAUAUCAAUAAUUACUUGUUUUAUUGGAAAUAUGAAAUGGUCCAAAAAAGCCAGAGUGUGGUACUUCUCAUUUUUCCUCCUUUGUCAAAAAUAGUUGCUUGUAGCAGAGAUGGAGCAUCUGAUUGUGUCAUUGUUGUCUUAACUCUGCUGCUGUUGUAACACAUCCUGAGGAGUUCUGAGCACCAGGCAGGACCUCAGGGCCAUUACAGUGCACAGGGCCUGGAGCUGAUCCAAGCAUCUCCACACAUCUGUGUCACAGCUUGCAUGGUUUGCAGCCAUCUGGUUGCUCCCACUUUUUGCAUUCCAAGCUAGUAGCUUACAUGGAAACUGUGACAUCUUCUGCCUCAGUUGUCUGUAUUUUGCACAGAACCUCUUUGGUUUUGAUGGAAAACCUCUGAAAUAGGCUGACCCAGUUAUGGUAUUUAAACUUUUUCUGUUACUGGUUUCUCUUGCAGAGGGAAGAAAGAAAAUAGCUUAGUCUAGUAAUGUUAAGCUCCUGUAACUCUCCACAUUCAUAAAGAGUGACCCAAAUAGUCCAGUGAUUCCUUUCCCUGUCUCUUGUGAAAGGAGAUGCUCUACCACAGGUACAGCCUCCUCCCUGCCCAACACUCAGAUGUGUCUGGUGCAUUCUCCACAGUGUCUUUCUAUAGCUCAGUUAACACUUGAUACCUUCCUUAGAUGUCACAGUCGUGCUGAUGUGGGAAUGUGCCAGCAGCAGGGGUUGAACGAUGCUAAAGCUUGCAAAUAGUUUACUUCCCAAACUGAGGGCAGCAGGAGGUAGGAAUGAUUGCUGGAAAAAUGGAAACAUUAAUUACAGGGUCUUGAUGCUCUCCCUACUUCAUUUUUUCUUAAAGCCAUUUUUCUACAUGCUGUGUCUGCUGAACAAAUCUGGUCAUCUUUUCCUCCUGAGUGUUUGCAGAGAUGGCUUCAGCUGUAUUUAAUUCCCCCCCCUAAAGAAUGGUGGCUGUUAAGAGUGUAAUGAUGGCAGGAGCUAGAAUCUGUAGUCUUCCUUUAGAACAAGAUUUAUUUGGAAUGGCUACUCAUCAACUUAAACAUUUCUGAUUACUUUGUUUCUCUUAGCAAAGUUGUCACAGUUACAAACUGCUCUUGCUUCCAUUCCAGCCAUGAAGGGAAGUAAAUAUCUUCUUGUAAUAUAUAGACACAAACUAAAUGGUUUUAGUAUUUAUUAUUAUAUCAAAAGUAUAAAACUGUACAAAAUACAAAGGCAGAAUGUGGCAGUGUUUUCUUCAGGCUGUCAAAAAUUGUACUUAAAUCUAACUGGACACAUUGAGAGCUAGGAAAUUUUGUUGAGGUAUCAUUACACACACAAAAAAAAUCAAAAUAAUUACGUUUUACCCUUUUUUCUUUGAAGAAAAUGUCUAGGAGAGCUUCCUAGUGAAUUUUCCACACUUUAUUUUCAUGUAUAAUGCCUGUAGGAGCAAACAAGAGAUGAAAGAGGAGGUAGUUCUCCAUUUAGUUUACGUUAGAAAUGACAGGUCUUGUUUUCAUUUUCACUAGAGAGCCAGUAGAUUGUUCAAGUGUCCAAGUCCUUACUGUGAAGUAAUGAGGAACACAAAACCGAUUUCUCUGCACAAAUCUUGAAAGAGAUUAACAACCAAAACCAACCCAAACCCAAGCCACGUUGGACCUGGCCUUUGGUGAUGGAGGUUUUGGUUCAAAGACACAGACAUUCUUCCCAAUGUUCUGCAUGUUUUACUCUUCUUUAAAAAUAAAACACAACUUUAUUAGUUAGUCCAGGAGGACUCACUGGGUACAAUCUUUUUGUGGAUAGGAAUUGUCACUCAGCAGACAAGCUGGCCUUUCAAGAGCGAACUGACCACACAUUUAUCCUUUCCUGCUGCUAUAAUGUUUCAAUUUCUUGGCCAAUUUUACUGGGUUUUUUUAUAUUAAACCUUAUGCAGAAAGGAUACAGGUUAUUAAUGUUCUUUUACAGCUAACACAAAGUAAAGGGUUUAAGUCCACUUUUUUUAAUAGUGACUAUUUCAGUUGUGCGUCAGUUCCCCUUUUUUAUUUUCUCAUACAAUAAUGUAUGAAAGUAAAUAAAGUU
Melospiza georgiana is the source of this 2444-nucleotide messenger RNA. RefSeq names its product ATP synthase membrane subunit k (gene ATP5MK). The coding region runs from base 90 to 278 and encodes 62 amino acids. NCBI's taxonomy places the organism in Eukaryota, Metazoa, Chordata, Aves, Passeriformes, Passerellidae. The record is from RefSeq and is a predicted model, not a curated record. The transcript is spliced from 4 exons.